CAGUCCAAAAACCGUGACAUAGCAAAAGAUUUCUUGGAACUAAGACUAAGUAACAACGUAGCUGCGAAGCACAGCUGCAAAACACAUGUAACCUGCAUAUAUAGCGGUGUAUGUAAUGUGCACGAUUUAACAAUGGCAAACUAUUCAAUUGUGAUCUGACACGCAAUCCAGCGAAACACUCGUCAGUUUUAGUGAUCAACUUUUUAUUUGUAAUCGUAGAACUGAGUCGAGCUCAAUGUUCAACACUUACUUGUACUUUGGGGAAAACUUCAUUAGUUUGGUUCAGUUUCGUCCGUCUUCCUUCCUCAUGGCCGCGCCGGUCCGGUAACAAUGGAUACAUGUACAUGUAGAUCUGUUCUGAGCAACUAAGUUGAUGAAGUCAGCCAUGUCGUCAAGGAUAGCCACAAUACCCUCUCCUCUCAGAUCUGAUGUUAGUGCCUUACAGCGGCAAGAUUCUUCAGCUAAUCAUAUUCACCACACAUCACACCCAGCCACCCUUCUAGAACAGAUGAAUGCACUACGCAAGGACAAAAUGUUAACAGAUAUUUGCCUGGAGAGUGAUGAUGGCCAGCAGUUUCAUUGUCAUCGCAUUAUCUUGGCAGCUACAUGCCCUUACUUCAGUGCCAUGUUCAGUAGUCACAUGGGAGAAACCAGCUCUGAUAAGGUCACCCUCCAUGACAUAGCAGGAUCAAUCCUUGGCCAGUUGAUUGACUAUUGCUACACGGGUUCGUUGCUCCUUACUGAUGAUAUUGUGAAUGAUGUUGCAGAGGCUGCCAACUUUCUCCAAUUCUCAGCUGUCGAGGAGGAAUGCGUACGAGUUCUGCAGAAUCGUUUGAAUGCCAUGAAUAGCCUGGAGACAGAACAGGUUGCUAACCGACUCUUCAACAGGCAACUCAGUGCUCAAGCUCAUGGGUACUCGGUCAAAAAUUUCUCUGAUGUAGCCUUCACACAGGAUUUUCUGGACUUUACUCAAGAGCAAAUAGAAGAUUUCAUCUCUAAGGAUGUGGGCGUGGAUUCAGAGGAGGAGGUGUACGAAGCUGUCAUGCGAUGGGUAUAUCACGACAAAGACAAGAGGAAGACUGCCAUCCCUUCUCUCUUUGAAAAGUUAUUGUUUGAAAUGAUGCCAGAAGCGUAUGUGUUGAAAAUUGCAGCUUCGGAACCCUUGUUACAGGAAUUUGAUGACUGCAUGAAAAUUGUCAAGAAGGCACACUCCUUUCAUGGAGCUAAGAGCAGGUCCAGUGAAAGAAGCAUCAGUAGUUCCACUGAGCUCCUAUCAAGAGCUAACUCCAUGCGCGCUUACUCUGAAGUCAUGAUCUUGAUUGGGGAUCUGGAAUUUUGCUAUCGCAUGGAAGGCUGUGAUAAAAAAGCUAUCAACAUGUUGAUGUAUGACCCCAAACAUCAGAAGUGGGAGUGUCUUCCAGAGUCUCCUUUUGGAUUGGGCAGCUCAGAAUUUGCCACUUGUGCCACUGUCAUCAACAAUGACAUCAUCACUGUGACCAACUGGCACCGAGCAUGGUUAUAUAGCACCAGUCAAAGCAAAUGGUCACUGUUGACCAAUCGCAUGCAAGGUCGUAAUGGUGGAUGCUUGGUGACCCUCAACAAUGAUGUCUUCAUCUUGGGUGGUCUGAAGCCUGUGAUUACAAGUCGCAUGACCAGUGUUCAGUGUUUCAACCAAGCCACCAAGCAGUGGGUAGACGUGGCUCCUAUGACUGAAGCACUUCUUCAUACAACAUCUGCAGCAUGUCUUGGUAAAAUCUAUGUGGUUGGAGGUUCAUCUGGUUCUCGUUAUGUGUCAGAGAUGUUAUGCUACAGUCCUGACUAUAACAAGUGGAUCAGCUGUGAACCUCUACCAUCACGGCUUAUGCGUCCCCAGAUGGUCGUUCUGACUGGUAGCCUGUAUGUCCUCGGUCUCGAGAAUGAUUUUGCAAUGGCCAUGUAUCGGUUUGAUGUCAGAAAUCAGCAGUGGACUGUGAUGGAUGCACCCAUGAUUUCACGGCAUGGGGCAACCCUGUCUGUCUGUAACAAUAAGCUGUUUCUUGUGGGUGGCAAAAUCUGCAGCAGUGAUUACAGGGAAACAAAUGAGUUUACUGUGGAGUAUUUUGACCCAGACAGUGAGAUCUGGAGCAUCCACGGAGAGUCACAGUGGGUGCUGAAUGGCCAUCAGGCUGUUACAGUCUUACACCCUGCAUUUUCUCCAUCACGAUACCUUGGCCCAAAACAGCACUGAAGACCAUGACAGAAACAUCCCUUUCAUAAAAAAGAAAAGAUUUUCUGUGGUCUCAAGAAUACAAAUAAGGGUCUUGAAGUCGGAGGGCAGAGUACUCAAAAAAAAAAAGAAAAAGAGAGGUAUCCCCCCCACCACUAGCACAAGCCGCCAAGGACCAAAGCUUACAAACUUAAAAUCGGGGACUUUGCUGUCGGUCGGACAGUGGAGAAAAUUUUUUUUUUUUACAUUUACAUAUAUCGGUAAAUUCUUGGUUGGCGAAUCCAACACUUCUCAAAACAAACAAUUUUAUUGUGUUUUCCAGUUCUGAAUCCAGAAGGUUGGCGGAUCUGAGCACCAACUUAAAAAAACACUCACCUUAUAAAAGUUCAAAGGCAAAAGAAACAUGACAAGCUUACAUGUACAUGGACAUGUAGCUACCCGGUACCACUUACAGCUAAAGAUAUGUAUGAGUGGCUUCUACUAAGUCAGUGUCUUCAGCUUGAAACACAUACCACAUGCACACUCGAGGAGACUGGAUGCCAUAGACCACAUUACAUAUGUUCUAUACAUGUACAUGUAUGGAACAGAAGUUGUAUGUCACUUUUUACUCUUUGUCUAGUAAAAAUACAUGUAAGCAGAACUCUGAAAAGCUUGGCUUAAAAGUUAAGAGUUAAUAACCUGAUUUAAAUUGAUUUUUUCAAGUUGGUACGAGGAGCUGAACAAUCGUAGGCAUUCAUCUACACAUGUGCAUACCAAUAUUCAAUGCAGAUAGUUCUGCUUGAACAAAUACUACAUUUAAUGUACAAUUAAUGUACAUGUGUCUACAUAAGAGAAUCUUUUUGGGUAAUAAUGGCACCAUGCUUAUUAUCUCAGUUGUUCAGAGAGAAUCAUCCACAUUGUAAAUAUGGCUUUUAGUAUUGCAAGUACGGUACAUGUGUACAAUGUAUGUACAUGUAGCUGUGUGCCACGAGCUUAAGUGUAUCACUGAAAAGAUACAGUGUACUUCUACUGUAUGUAGAAUUGAUGCAUGUGUAAGUACCCUUGGGCUUAUUUUCUUGCAAUGUGUUGGGCAUUAUAUUGGAAGAACUAUUUUAGGUGAUGAAAGAUGGUACAACAUGUACAGUAAGCGGAUUGUUUUCUAAAGAUAGUUCACAUUGUGAACUACCAUGACCAAGCUCAUCAUGCACACCAAGCAAUACAUAUGUACAUGUCUAUGGCUGAAAACUAGGGCCAUUUCUCAAACAUGGAGCUCAGACAUCAGUGCAUUAUCAGGCUCCUUUCCUUGGAUACUCUGUGGCUAAAUACGUCAGGAAAAUCCAAUCCAUUUGAGUGAAGUUAGAGGUCGAAAACGCCCAUUUGGUUUGAAAAUUACAAUGUUCACAAAAUGGGCCAAGUUUGGACGGAUACAUGUACAUGUAGUUUUGAACAACCGCUUGUUAGUUGUGCUGGUACUUGGAAUAUUUGUGCCUAGGUUACCAGACAAAAUUGGCUAGUGGUUGACAAAUACAGUACAUUGCAAUUGAAAGUUAACCUCAAAAGGUGGAAAACUUUCCACACUUUGGCACAUCCAGGAAAAUGAAAAAUAACUAUUCAUUUCACAAAUUGUGGAAAAUUUUCCCCUCAGUCAGUGGGAAAAUUUUUCUCACUUUCUUCCACUUUGUGAAAAACAAAUUCACAGGUGGAAAUUUUUUCACCCCUUUUUUUUCACCAUUGGGAGAAAUGUUCACACCUUUUUACACAAGUGGGGAAAAUUUUCACCAGGUGGAAAUUUUUUUACAAGUGGGAACAUUUUUCACAGCUUUUUUCAUGAAUAAGAAAUUUGCCUUUUAAUGUGAAUUCUUUUCACAGUUUUUCCUGGUCAUUUUCACGGGUUAAGUUUCACUUGCAGUGUACUCUAGUUGCUCUUUGGACUUGGCUAAAGUGUAAGAGCUGAAGCCAAGACUCAGAAAUGGGCAGGAAAGUGCAGUGAACCAUCAUAACUUCACACUGAGAUAUUUGGAAGCAAACAGGGAGGUGUUUGACAACACACGUCUUGUUACAAUGUACCUGAUUACCAUACUUAGUGAGGGAGAUACAGAAUGUAUAAAGUAGGGUUUCAAUGUGGUAAGGUCAUAAUUUUAAUUUUUAGUGUUUCAAAACACAUUUUAUGAAAUCCUUUUAAAUUUGUAAACAUGCUUAACGCACAAUAAAUUUGAUCAGUAACGUUUCCUUUUUUGGUUUAGAACAUGCCAGCGAGCUGUAUUGCAAAUUAGCACAGCUGUGGCCCGUCAAGAGGAAUACAGGUGUAAAAGUUGUCAGGAUUUUUCGUCAUUUUAGGAUUUUCCUUAUGAUUUUCCUGAUUUCAGAUUGUUCAAUGUCUUUUGACAAUUUGGAAAUCCUGACUUUACCAUAAAGGUGUUUUUACAUAUACAGGAUAUAGAAGACAAGAAAUGGGUAUUUUAAGGGGUAUUUUAUCAAAUAAAAUGGGUAUUUUAUCACGCAAACACAGAUACAUAUCUACCAUAUAUAGACCCUAUGCUACGGCCAGGCCUUCAAAACCUCUGAGGAUCCAUAUUAUUCUCCAAUCUUGCCACUAGGAAUCGGAUAUUAAAUUGAUUUCAUUAGAAAUACAGCUGUAUAAAUUUUUUGUUUGUAACUCUCAGUAUGUUUCUCCCUCUUUCGUGUACAUGUAUUACACUUUACAUUUUGUUGAUUCAUCUUUGUAUUAUUGAGUUACUGCUACGUAUGUUUCAUCCAUUUUACUAAUUUAACGCAAUAUCGCACCUACCACUCAGGGCUUCAGAGCUGGGUAAAGGAGGGAGGUGAUCAUAGGUUCAUUGGCAUGUGGAACCUCCAAGAGCAUUCCAACCACAAUCCCAACAACUACUCCAAAAAGGUCAAAGGUAAUUACAUGGAGAUUAUAGACUGCUCUCAUCUUGUCUACAACUUGUAUGUGUGGCCUAAGUUACAGAAAUAUCACCUUUUGGUUUGUUUUUUGUUUUACCUCAAAUUUGUUCAAUAUGGACAUUUUGUCACAUUCUUUAGUAUUUAGUAGUGCGUAUAUUAUUUUCUGGUGUUCAGAUACCUGCAUUGGAUUUUUUACACUUUUUACUUUUAUAUCAACUGCCAACUAUUCAUGUACUUUUAGCAGCCACUUGUAGGAAAAACCAACCACAGACUGUGAGGUCAAAAGAGCAGACUCUCUGCAGGUACCGUGCACGGAUCAGCACUUGGCACUGAACAUGUUUACACUGGGAUGACAUCUGGUGUUUUUUUCUGAAAUAUGUUGACCAUUUGAAAUAACUAACUGGGUUGUUGAAAAAGUGUUUAAGUUGAGAAAUGUACAUCAACAUGACUUGCCAAUUCAUAUAUGAAAACUAACACUGCCAUGAAGCUGAAAAAUAAGUAUUUGGCAUGGUGAAAGAGGAAUUCAAAUGGAAUAUACCGGUACAUUCUUUUAAGUAUAAAGUCGUCAGAAAUGUGAAAAUCCAGAAGACAAUCAGAAUGAAGGACAGCAGUCACUAAACGACAGAUUAGCUCAUAAAAUAUUGGCAGCCCUGCAAAAGAAAUCAUUGGCCCACCAGACUGUCAACCUAUUGACUAAUUUCUCAGAAAAUGACAAGCAGGAUACAUGUACUUUGAUGAUGAUGUUUUUACCUUCUGAUGGAAUGUCAUUGUCAACGGUUGGUUUCCUUUCAGCCAGUCUAAGUUCGAUAACCUGCUUACUAAAUUGUUAGGAGAAGGGCAAACCAAACACUGUACAUGUACAGGGAGUGGGCGUGUGUGGGGGGGGGAACGUGCCCACUGGAUCUGCCUCUGGCCCUAAAAUGCGGAAUAUCUUAUGGUUCUGUUUAAAAACAAACUCUUCUAAAGGCUCCUUUAGGGCUUAAAGAUGAUUUUCCAAUCAAGAACUCUCUCCGAUUGGGGACCUGUUGCCCUCUACAAUUUAAUGUCCACGACUUCUUACAGAAAUAAACUCGCCCAUGAUAAUUACGUGUACAUGAAUAUGUAGGCAUGAUUGCUAAUAGUUGGAAAGCAAACAGGCAUUUAUGCAUGUUACAGUCCCCACAAAAAGUGCUUAAUGUCUUGUAUUUUGAAAAACUUGGGUAUGCCCCAAGCCUUACAGGCAAUAUCUAUCCUAAGACUGGGAGCACUAAAGCUGCGUAUAUUUCAUCAGUUAAAGUGACUUUCUCUUGAAAGCGAAAUUAUAAGUUUCACAUCAUUUAUUUUGAUAAUGAAAUUCAUUGUGUAUAAUAUGACACAGAUACUUAAAUUGAAAUACAUCAAUAUAUGUAUUGUAUUGAAAUUAAAAUUGCAUAUGUUGAUCCCUCCUGAUUGUAAUAAACUGUACACAAGGUUUUGACUGUUGUACAUAUACCAAUUUCAUGUUUUAGUGCAUUUGAUGUCUGUAUUAUGUAAUACUCAUAAAUACCUCAGACAGUCUUCCAAAUCAACAACAUGCAAAUUGACUGUGUACUUAACAUUUGAUAAUGUCCGCAGAGAAGUGACAAUGCCUGCUGUGUAAGUCACGGGAGGGCACCUGGGUACAAGACAGUUUAGUCGAUUCAGAUUGGUCAAAAGUCUGUAUGCAUGUGGCUCACCACGUGCAUGUCAAUUGGACAAUUUGCAGAAGGAAUAUUCCAUAAAAUGGACAGGGGUGUUGGGAAAAUAAAAGUAAAAUUCUAGAACAAAAUUGCUUGAAAUACAUCAGAUAUCGACUUCUUUUUGACUGUCUGAUUAAAAUGGUAUUUAUGAAUUGGAAUAAAUAUGUGCUUGGCGGUCUUAAACACAAGACCAGCUCUGAUCUGAAUGCCGAUAACGCCCUUGCCUGUGGCUCGAACAUUAGUGGCAUCCAUUCUCCUGAGCUGGCCUUAAACGCAUGUUUAACACUGGCCAAGCACAUAUUUAUUUCCUUAUCUAACAAUUGCUGCUUGCAGUCUAGGGGUCCAUGGUGUUUUGUACACCCGAGGGGGCAAAUGGCAAUCCAGGUGAAGCCGAGGCUGCCAUUUGCCCCCAAAGGUAUACCCUUGUCACUGCAAGCAACAAUUAUUUUGUUAUACCAUAGUCACAGAUUUCAUUGUUACACCACGGUUCUUAGAUUGUUGUACCACGCUCAUAGAUAGUGAAAUUUUAUUGGCGACAUAAUAUACUACAAGCGCUUAUGUAUCAUUCACGCAUCGUUGCACUAGCGAUGUUGCUGGGCCACAAAAAAUGAUGGAUAACGUUGAUCUUUCCACAGUUGAUGGGUCAUGUCUACUGCCUUGUAACUGUGGAAUCUUGGGUACGAGGGUGGAUAGCCGCAGUGGUUCAACCGGUAUGUACCAAUUAUUGACACGACACAUCAACUGUGGGAAAGAUCACAGUUAUCCAUCAUUUUUGUGCAACAUCACCAGUGUGCUCAACGCGGAAAUGAUGCAUGCGCACAUAGCAUAAAUAUACAUGUAUCACGUGAUCGGUUUGAAACCAAUAAAACUUCACUACACCAUAUUUGUGACUGUGGUAUAACAAAAAAUAUUAUUCUUGAAUAUUUUAAUAAUCAUGAUGUUGAAAUAAAUGGUGUGUGUCAAGGGA
Messenger RNA from Acanthaster planci (crown-of-thorns starfish), 7756 nucleotides. RefSeq names its product kelch-like protein 25. Gene Ontology annotation, molecular function: protein binding. Lineage: Eukaryota; Metazoa; Echinodermata; Asteroidea; Valvatida; Acanthasteridae. The record is from RefSeq and is a predicted model, not a curated record.